Camellia sinensis is the source of this 837-nucleotide messenger RNA. Lineage: Eukaryota; Viridiplantae; Streptophyta; Magnoliopsida; Ericales; Theaceae. The record is from RefSeq and is a predicted model, not a curated record.
AUGAGAGAAUUAGAAUUUGAAGUUGGGGAUCAUGUUUUUGUCAAAGUCACUCCAAUGAAAGGGCACACAAGAUUUGGGAAAAAGGGGAAAUUGUCACCCCGAUAUAUAGGGCCAUUCCAAAUUUUAGAAAGAUUGGGUCCGGUUGCCUAUCAGAUUGCUUUACCACCACGCAUGGAGCAAGUGUAUAAUGUAUUCCACGUAUCAAUGUUGCGAGGCUACCUUCGGGAUCCAGCUUAUAUUAUUGACUAUCAAGAGAUUGUGCUAGAUGGCGAUAUGGUUUAUAAGGAGAAACCUAUCCGAAUCCUUGACCGGCAAGUCAAGCAACUAAAGAAUAAGACUAUCCUAAUGAAACACAUAGUUCAUAGGUUUGGCUUGCCACAAACAAUUAUUGUCGAUCAAGGGACAGUGUUUGAUGGUGAUGAAGCAAUAGAGUUUGCCAAAGAAUAUGGCAUUCAAAUGUUGAACUCAUCUCCAUAUUAUGCCCAAGCAAAUGGUCAAGCAGUGUCAUCAAACAAAACAAUCAAAGUGACAUUGAGUAAAGUGAUAGAAGACAAUCCAAGAGAUUGGCAUGAGUUAUUAUCUGAGGUUUUGUGGGCAAACAGGAAUUCAAAAAAGGAUAGUAUCCAAGCAUCCCCUUAUGAAUUAGUUUAUGGCCAUGCUGCAGUUUUACCUUUAGAAGUGACAGUAAAGUCUAGUAGGGUGACUAAGCACUAUGACAUUCCUAUUAAUGAGUAUGUGGAGGCCAUGUUCAUAGAGUUACAGAAUGUGGAGUGCAAAAGGAUUGAUGCCUUUGAUUGUAUGGUGGCUCAAAAGAAAAAGAUUGAGAGAGUAUUGUAG